UAGGAGACUAUGGCGCACCAAUCCACCAUUAGCGUCACUGCGCUCACUGCUCCUAAAGCAGCUCCUCCACUGUUCUCUCUGGUCCCCCAUCUCUCCCCCCCCCCCUCUCUCUCUCUCAUGUCAUCAUUCAUCAAGUAUAAGUCACUCUGUUUUCUUCAUUUUUCAUUCUCCAGAGUCCCAUGGCUUUUCCAUGUGUUUCUUUCAUUCUUCUUCUUCUUCUUCUUCUUCUUCUUCUUCAAGAGUCUUGCUUUGUUCUUUCUCGGCUUUCAACCAAUGUUUACAUUGUGUAUAUGGGAGAAAGACCCCAUGAUGAACCAGAACUCAUUGAAGACUCUCACCACCAAAUUCUCUCAAAUCUCCUUGGAAGCGAAGAAGCUGCCAAGGAAUCGAUUUUAUACCACUACAAACACGGGUUCUCAGGGUUUGCUGCAGUUUUAACAGAGUCUCAAGCCAAGGUUAUUGCAGACUUCCCUGGAGUUGUCCGCGUGGUUCCCAACAGAAUUCUCAGCCUACAAACAACUAGAAGCUGGGAUUUUCUCCAUGUAAACCCUCAUUCUGGGACUGGAAUCCUUUCAAAGAGUCUUUCGGGUUUUGGGUCCAUCAUUGGCAUCAUAGAUACAGGGAUAUGGCCUGAGUCUGACAGCUUUAAAGAUAAGGGCAUGGGUAAAAUCCCCUCUCGCUGGCAUGGGACAUGUCAAGAAGGAGAACAAUUUAACCGCUCCAACUGCAACAGGAAAAUAAUCGGUGCGCGUUGGUAUAUCAAAGGAUAUGAGGCUGAUUUUGGAAAGCUGGAUACAAGUGGGGGUGUUGAAUUCUUGUCUCCUAGGGAUGCAGUAGGCCAUGGUACUCACACUGCUUCAAUCGCUGCGGGUUCUCUAGUAAAAAAUGCAAACUUUAGGGGACUAGCUCGAGGAUUGGCAAGAGGGGGGGCUCCAUCAGCUCAGUUAGCUGUCUACAAAGUCUGCUGGUCUACUGGUGGAUGCAGCUCAGCGGAUGUUCUUGCUGCAUUUGAUGAUGCUGUUCUUGAUGGGGUGGAUGUUCUCUCAGUGUCCCUGGGCUCAUCCCCGCCACUUACUGCUUAUUUUGAUGAUUCUUUGGCCAUUGGUUCCUUCCAUGCUGUAGCUAAAGGGAUUUCUGUUGUAUGCUCUGCUGGUAACUCUGGCCCUUACCCUCAAACCGUCAUCAAUACGGCUCCAUGGAUCAUAUCAGUUGCAGCCAGCACCAUUGAUAGAGCUUUCCGAACUGUGAUUACCUUGGGGAACAACCAAACUCUUGUGGGACAGGCUUUGUAUACAGGGAAGAAUGUGAAUAAGUUCUACUCUUUUGUGUAUGGAGAAAGCAUUGUCUCACAAGAUUCAGAUGAAGAAAGCGCAAGAGGUUGUGACAUAGGAAGCUUGAAUGCUACUUUAGCAAGAGGAAAUGUUGUUCUCUGUUUCCAAACUCGGUCUCAGAGGUUCUCUGCCACUGCAAUAAGAACUGUACAAACAGUUGGGGGUGUUGGACUCAUUUUUGCCAAGUCUCCCAGUAAGGAUGUUACACAAUCUAUGGGAAUCCCCUGUGUCGAGGUGGACUUGGUUACAGGGACAUCUCUGCUGACGUACAUGGUGUCGACCAGCAAGCCUAUGGUCAAGUUUAGUCCCACAAAGACAAAGGUGGGACUACAGAGUUCCCCAGAGGUGGCUUACUUCUCUUCCAGAGGACCCAGUUCUCUUUCUCCCUCUGUGUUGAAGCCUGAUAUUGCUGCUCCUGGGGUGAGUAUAUUGGCUGCCUGGUCUCCUGCUGCUUCUUCCCCCACAAUUGAUAUGACUCAAAAAGAAUUACCUCCUGAGAACUUCAUGAUUGAGUCAGGAACCUCCAUGGCUUGUCCCCAUGUUUCCGGCAUUGUGGCUCUUCUCAAUUCCAUGUACCCCACCUGGAGUCCUGCUGCAAUCAAGUCUGCUCUUAUCACAACAGCCUCUGUGAAGGAUGAGUAUGGUCUAAAUGUAGUGGCUGAGGGAGCUCCAUACAAGCAAGCCGACCCGUUUGAUUAUGGAGGUGGUCAUGUAGAUCCUAACAAGGCCAUGGACCCUGGUCUCAUAUAUGACAUGGGAAUGAAAGACUAUGUCCAUUUUCUGUGUUCCAUGGGCUACAACACCACUGCUAUCCACUUAAUCACCAAGUCCCCAUGCCCCAAAAACCGAAACCGAAACCUCCUCCUGAACCUUAAUCUUCCUUCCAUCAUCAUUCCCAAUCUGAAGAAGAGCUUAGCAGUAUCAAGAACAGUGACAAAUGUUGGUCCAGAAGAGUCUGUGUACAUAGCCCAGGUUGAAGCUCCUCCAGGCACAAAUGUUAGAGUGGAGCCAUGGAUUUUAUCAUUCAAUUCCACCACAAAGAAGCUAAAGUUCAAGGUAUUCUUUUGUUCCCGGCAAAGACUACUAGGAAGAUAUUCAUUUGGGCAUCUGUUGUGGGGAGACGGCUUCCAUGCAGUGAGAAUACCAUUGAUCAUCGGAACCGUAACUGCAGAUUUGUAAGUCUUAGAGUGCAUUUGAUAGUGUUUAUCUUUGAAGUGCUUUCAGUGAAAACUUUUUUGUUUAGAAGUGUUUUUAGGGGAAUCGCCUAUCGAGUAUUUCUUUAAAAAUUAUUGUUAGUGAUUCUUCAGCUUUUAAAAGUGUUUUUUAAAUUUUAUCAAACAUCUUAAAGUACGUUUGGUAGUGAUUUUAAGAAAUGUUUUUAACCUUUGUAACAUUUGAAAAUUUUCAUCAUUCAAGUAUUAAAAAUGGUAAAAAUACUUCUUAUAAUCGACGUUAAAAACACUUUUUAGUGUAUUUAAAAGUGAUUAUAAAAUACUUCAAUUAUAAAAAUUUUGAAGUAUUAAAAAUAUUAAAAAUAUUAAAAAUUCUUCCUAAAAUUAUUAUCAAACGGGCUUUAAAAACACUUUUUAGGAUGAAAGUGCUUUUUAAAAACACGAUCGUACGGACUCUAAGCAUUAUUCAAAUUGGUGAGGACUAUCAUCACUAGAAACUCCUGCUUUGUUAGCUGCUGUGAGCUCUUCUGAUGAACUCAUUUUACUAGUUCAAUUUUGUGCAUCCAGGCAAAUAGCAGAAUGCCCUUGUUGAUUUUGUGGAUCAAUGUUGGACUUUAUUCAUAUUGAAGCCCUAGACUAUCUGAAUAGACUAUUUUAGUUAAAUUCAAAA
Molecule: messenger RNA, 3173 nt
Organism: Vitis vinifera (wine grape)
Lineage: Eukaryota; Viridiplantae; Streptophyta; Magnoliopsida; Vitales; Vitaceae
Product: subtilisin-like protease SBT3.6
Exons: 11
Coding region: 180-2510 (776 amino acids)
Biological process (GO): proteolysis
Molecular function (GO): serine-type endopeptidase activity
Source: RefSeq, a predicted model, not a curated record